AUGUCUAGGGUUUUUUUCUCUGACCUGAAAUCUGGGCGUUGCUCCUCCGCCGUCGAGGUCCGCCUCCUCCGGUUCUGGGAGGCCAGGAAUCCUCGCCGUGGAGGAGAGUUGAUGUGGAUAGAUUUGCUGAUGGUGGAUGUUGUAGCUCCGCCAACACUGUUCUGUAAUUCCAGAGACAUCAUGUCACUCACUGCCGUGCUAAGAGGAGUGGCGACAUGGAAAGUGAGGUCUAUAGAGGAAGCCUUGAACAUUGCAUCAGUUAUUCCAGUAGAUAAAUGA
Molecule: messenger RNA, 279 nt
Organism: Eruca vesicaria subsp. sativa (arugula)
Lineage: Eukaryota; Viridiplantae; Streptophyta; Magnoliopsida; Brassicales; Brassicaceae
Source: the annotation of a GenBank genome assembly